AGAACCGCCGGAAGUGGGCGGUGUGUAUCUGUAUGUGUGUGUGUGUGUGUGUGUGUGUGUGAGUGCGCGUGUAUGUGUGUGUGUCAGAGCCGGAGCGAGGCACAGAGCUCGUGAACUGUCGGGGAGAAACGGACGGACGGAGCUUUACUCGCGACGCUUUGUAGACUCUCUCUCUCUGCYUCGGUUUAUGAAAACGGACAACAAGUUCGGUCGCUCCGCAGAGGUUCGUGGCGCUCCGCUUUACAGCUUCCUGCUGUUACAUUGUAACACAGAUCUGAAGCUUCAGGGUGUUGAAGAUGGCAGUGUGGAUUCAGGCCCAGCAGCUUCAGGGAGAUGCUCUGCAUCAGAUGCAGUCGCUUUACGGUCAACACUUCCCCAUCGAGGUGCGACAUUACCUCUCCCAGUGGAUAGAGAGCCAGCUCUGGGAUGCCAUAGACCUGGAGAACCCUCAGGAGGAGUUCAAGGCUAAAUGCCUGCUGGACAGUUUGAUCAAAGAGUUGCAAAACAAGGCUGAGCAUCAGGUGGGAGAAGAUGGCUUCCUGCUUAAAAUCAAACUGGGACACUACGCUAACCAGCUCAAGAGCACGUAUGAUCGCUGUCCUCUGGAGCUGGUUCGAUGCAUCAAACACAUCCUCUACACCGAGCAGAGGCUCAUCAGAGAGGCUACGAAUUCGAGCUCUCCGGUUGGUGGGAUGAUGGACAGCAUGUCGCAGAAAUACCAACAGAUCAAUCAGGCUUUCGAGGAGCUGCGGCUGCUCACCCAGGACACUGAGAACGACCUGCGAAAGCUCCAGCACAACCAGGAAUACUUCAUCAUCCAGUACCAGGAGAGCCUUCGCAUCCAGGCUCAGCUGAGCAGCCUUGCCACGCUGCCCCCUGCUGACCGUCAGCUCCGGGAACCCGCCCUUCUCAGCAAGAGAGCCACUGUGGAGGCAUGGCUUACAAGAGAGGCCAACACACUACAGAAAUACCGACUGGACCUGGCUGAGAAGCACCAGAAAACACUGCAGCUGUUGAGAAAGCAGCAGACCCUUAUUCUGGAUGAUGAGUUGAUCCAGUGGAAGAGACGGCAACAGCUGGCAGGCAACGGGGGCCCACCGGAGGGAGGUCUGGACAUCCUUCAGUCCUGGUGUGAGAAGUUGGCUGAAACCAUUUGGCAAAACAGGCAGCAGAUUCGGAGAGCAGAGCACCUGAGACAGCAGCUGCCCAUCCCUGGACCUAUUGAAGAGCUCCUGAAUGAACUCAACAGUACCAUCACAGAUAUCAUCUCAGCACUGGUCACCAGCACCUUCAUCAUUGAGAAGCAGCCUCCUCAAGUCCUGAAAACCCAAACCAAGUUCGCUGCCACAGUCCGCCUCCUCGUUGGGGGGAAGUUAAACGUGCACAUGAACCCUCCACAAGUCAAAGCCACCAUAAUUAGUGAGCAGCAAGCCAAGGCCCUGCUAAAAAAUGAAAACACAAGAAACGAGAGCAGCGGAGAAAUUCUUAACAAUAACUGUGUGAUGGAGUACCAUCAAACCACAKGCACUCUCAGUGCCCACUUCAGGAACAUGUCUUUAAAAAGGAUCAAGCGAUCGGACAGACGAGGAGCAGAGUCRGUCACAGAAGAGAAGUUCACCAUUCUGUUCGAGUCCCAGUUUAGUGUCGGAAGCAACGAGCUUGUUUUCCAAGUGAAGACAUUAUCACUUCCUGUUGUGGUGAUAGUUCACGGUAGCCAAGACAAUAAUGCCACAGCGACUGUUUUGUGGGACAAUGCUUUUGCAGAGGCGGGUCGAGUGCCUUUCCUGGUGCCAGAUAAGGUGCUUUGGCCUCAGCUGUGUGAAGCCAUCAACAUGAAGUACAAGGCAGAGGUGCAGAGCAACCGAGGCCUGUCUGAGGAGAACCUGGUCUUCUUGGCUCAAAAGGCUUUCAGCAGCUCCAGCAACAAUCCAGACGACUACCGGAGCAUGACAAUGACCUGGUCACAGUUUAACAGGGAAAGCUUGCCUGGGAGGAACUUUACGUUUUGGCAGUGGUUUGAUGGAGUGAUGGAACUCACAAAAAAGCAUCUCAAACCUCAUUGGAAUGACGGAGCUAUCCUGGGUUUUGUGAACAAGCAACAGGCUCAGGAUAUGUUGAUGUCCAAACCCAACGGUACCUUUCUUCUGCGCUUCAGUGACUCUGAGAUUGGAGGCAUCACAAUCGCAUGGGUGGCAGAAAAUCCCACCAAAGCAGGUGAACGGAUGGUUUGGAACCUCAUGCCCUACACAACCAAAGACUUCUCCAUUCGCUCUCUGGCUGACAGAAUUAGCGAUCUCAAUCACCUGCUGUUCCUCUACCCCGACAGACCCAAAGAUGAAGUUUUCUCCAAGUAUUACACCCCGCCUCUUUCUAAGGCGGUGGAUGGGUAUGUGAAACCACAGAUCAAACAGGUGGUGCCUGACUUUGCUACAGCUAAUCCAGAACCAAUCGGAACCCCGACAUAUAUGGAUCACGGCGCCUCCCCAGCGCCUGUCAAUCACUCUCACACCUACGGCAUCUAUCAAACYAUGACCGACCCAGUGCUGGACGGGGACGGAGACUUCGACCUGGACGACACCAUGGACGUGGCGAGGCACGUGGAGGAGCUCCUCCGGAGGCCCGUAGAGAGCCAGUGGGGCGGCCAGCAGUCCUGACCAUUUCAAACGCCACCAAACGAGUCCUGCCCCCACACCCCCACCCCACCUCCCACCAGACUGACCCCACUCACUUUGACAUGGUUUAAUUCCAUUUCAUCUCUUUUUUUUCAUUUUUUUUUUCAUUUAGCUAUAAUGUAAAACUGUUAAUAACGGCUGUGAUUUUAUUUUCCCUUUCAGAGUAAAAAGCAUGCAAGUCAGUUAUCUCUUCUAGUUUGUGUCCGUAUGUGUUUGUAAAACWGACUAUAUUUACUGCAGAACCUACAAUGUUACAGUAUUGUGAAAAAAAAAGAAAAUAAGAAAUAUUGUCCUUGAAAUCGUGCAUGUAUUUUCAAUUGAUUUUAAACUCAUUUUGGAGGAAAAAAAAAAAAGAAAUAUGCUAUUGUAUGAUGUUAUUUCCAGAGCUGAAUGUUUUUAUUUUAUAUUAUCUACUUUGUAAAUUGGUUACUAUUUCGCUCAUGACACUGACCUUGCCCCUUUUUGACAAAAAAAGAAAAAAACUUUAAAGCGGAGUUUUUUGCUUUUGCUCUUAUAAAUUAUAUUCUAAUUCAUUGCUUGCCAGUUAUUCAGAUGUAUAUGCAGUACACUAACCUGAAAAGGCGGGAGCGGCGCUCGUUGCUCUCCGCGCCUAACGGCACACACAUUUUGAACACGGUACGCGAGCUCAAGAUUUAUUUGUUUCCGAUUUGUUCACCAGCUGCAGAGGAGAGGAGCUUGUGCACCUCCCUUUGCUCUCACAGGGCUAUUUUUCUUCUGUUUGGACACAGAAAUGCAAACCUAAGCAUUUACCUAGCGCUGCCUGCUUAUCCUCUCAGGUCCCACCGCUCCACUCAUCGAUGCUACCUCGCAUUAGUCCACUGACAGCCRCUGUUAGCGCUGGUUCGCAUGUUUUUUUUUUUUUUUCGUCCGCGCCGUCCUCUCUCUUCGGUUGGUGAAUGUUCUUGGUGAUUCGCUUCAACCCACGUGAAGAAGAUCCCUCGCUGCACGGGCUGACCGUUUUAAUGCUUGAAAACCACUCACAUGAAGACAUCCGGUAUCAUGAAGUGUCUUACGUUUUGAUUGGUAUGCUUAAAAAAAAAAUUGAUGUCCUCUGCCUAACUUUGUUUCUUUUUUUUUUCUCUGUGUAACUACAUGAUGACACUGUGGCGUAACAAGCAUGUGCACGUCUCUCUGCGACAACACGGACUAGCAGGUAGCACGGACGCUCUGUCAAAUCUGUUGCUCCGCUGCCACAUUCUCACAGUGUAGGAUUGAAGUAUUUUUGUUCAUUUUGUUUGUUCGGACUAUUUCUUUUUGUGUGUUUUUGUGUAUGCUGCUUUUCGGUACGCAGAGAUCGUUGUUGUUCAAAACAGUAUUGCACCUCAGGAAUGAAUUGUUGCAGAAACCGACAUACAAGCCAAAAAAAAUAAAUAAAAAAAAAAAGAGAAGAGAGUUUUAUGUACACAGAAAACAAUUUUAUUUUAUCUAUUGUAGCGUUUCUGUGGCAGUCUGCAGCUGAAUGUGAUUACCCUGAGGAAUUACACACAGUUCAUUCAGGGUUUGUGUGUUUGGAAGUACUGGCUGAAGGAAACGGAGCACUUGGCAAUCAGAAGAGUAAUGGAUGUUUUCUCAGUAUCACAACAUUUCAAAUAUUCCCUCAUUUUUAUCUGUUCUAUUCAACUUUUCUGUUCUGUUGUAGAAAUCUCGAGCCGUGUGGGAGAUUUAACGACAGGUCCCUCAUUAGCACCCUCCUGGUCAUGUUUGAGGUUCUGUUCCACUGUAGACCGUGUAUUUUUUUUGAUGACGCACGUAGAUGGCGCUGUGUGUUGUUGUACGUUACCAUGUUUGUGGGUUGUUUUUGUUUUUUUGGGUUCGUCACUUGGAGGUUUUCCAAGAAACACACCUGUCGAGUUGAAAAGAAAGAAAUAAAAGUUUUAUAAAUAAAUGCA
Austrofundulus limnaeus is the source of this 4582-nucleotide messenger RNA. RefSeq names its product signal transducer and activator of transcription 5a (gene stat5a). The coding region runs from base 297 to 2654 and encodes 785 amino acids. The record is from RefSeq and is a predicted model, not a curated record. NCBI's taxonomy places the organism in Eukaryota, Metazoa, Chordata, Actinopteri, Cyprinodontiformes, Rivulidae. Gene Ontology annotation, molecular function: DNA binding; DNA-binding transcription factor activity. The transcript is spliced from 20 exons. Gene Ontology annotation, biological process: regulation of DNA-templated transcription; signal transduction.